GGCCAGUUCCAGGUUUUGCUCACUACAUACGAGUACAUCAUCAAGGACUGGCCUAUUCUCAGCAAGCUCAAAUGGGUUCACAUGAUCAUCGAUGAGGGACAUCGCAUGAAGAACACCCAGUCGAAGCUUGCGCAGACGCUCACGCAAUACUAUCAUUCCCACUACCGCCUCAUUCUCACUGGUACCCCCCUGCAGAACAACCUUCCUGAACUUUGGGCCCUCCUUAAUUUCGUCCUUCCCAAGAUCUUCAACUCUGUCAAAUCAUUUGAUAAAUGGUUCAAUACGCCGUUCGCGAACUCGGGUACAGGGGACAAGAUCGAGUUGAAUGAAGAAGAAGCACUGCUCAUCAUCCGGCGGUUGCAUAAAGUGUUGCGGCCAUUCUUGUUGAGAAGGUUGAAGAAAGACGUGGAGAGCGAACUUCCAGAUAAAAUGGAGAAGGUGAUCAAAGUCCGCAUGAGUGCCCUGCAGAGUCAGCUGUAUAGGCAGAUGAAGAAGCACAAGAUGAUCGCCAAUGGAAAGGACGCGAAGGGCAAAUCUAGAGGUGGGAGGGGUUUGAGCAAUGAGCUUAUGCAGUUGCGCAAGAUUUGUCAACACCCGUUUUUGUUCGAGAGUGUCGAGGACAAGGUCAAUCCCACCGGACUUAUCGAUGAUAAAUUGAUAAGGUCGGCCGGCAAACUCGAGCUCUUGUCGCGUAUCCUUCCCAAAUUCUUUUCAACGGGCUAG
Molecule: messenger RNA, 723 nt
Organism: Suillus fuscotomentosus
Lineage: Eukaryota; Fungi; Basidiomycota; Agaricomycetes; Boletales; Suillaceae
Product: SNF2 family N-terminal domain-containing protein
Exons: 3
Biological process (GO): positive regulation of transcription by RNA polymerase II
Cellular component (GO): nucleus
Molecular function (GO): ATP binding; ATP-dependent chromatin remodeler activity; DNA binding
Source: RefSeq, a predicted model, not a curated record